AUGAAAACUGAACUAAGAGGAAACAAUACCUCCAUUUCUCUUGAAAACCCUAGUCUCUUCAACAACCCUCAAUGCUCUAUCUCGGGUGCACUUAAAGGGUGUCUUGGUAGCCUUGAUGGAGCUUGUAUAGAGAAGCUUCUACUUCAUUGUGCUAGUGCCUUAGAGCACAAUGAUGGGACUUUGGCUCAACAAGUGAUGUGGGUGCUCAACAACGUUGCUUCUUUGGUUGGUGACCCUAACCAAAGGCUCGCUUCUUGGUUUCUUAGGGCACUUAUCUCGAGGGCAUCCAAGGUUUGUCCUACCGCGAUGAAUUUUGAUGGUAGCAGCACAAUUCUGAGGAGGCAUAUGUCUGUGACCGAGCUUGCGGUGUACGUUGAUCUAAUCCCUUGGCACAGGUUUGGAUUUUGUGCAUCAAACAGUGCCAUUUUUAAUGCAGUUGAAGGUUACUCUAAAGUUCAUAUCUUAGAUUUUAGCAUCACUCAUUGUAUGCAGUGGCCUACUCUUAUAGAUGCUUUAGCUAAAAGGCCUGAAGGGCCUCCUUCACUUAGGAUUACAGUUCCCUCCUGUAGGCCACCAGUCCCUCCUUUUCUUAAUGUAUCAUGUGAAGAAGUUGGUCUCCGUUUGAGCAAUUUCGCCAAGUUUAGGGAUGUUCCUUUUGAAUUCAAUGUGAUUGAUCAUGACCCAUUUUCUUUUACUUCAAGUGAAAUCAUGUCCAAAGAGUCUUCUCAUGACUUUCAUUUUGAGUUACUAUUGAAUCACUUGACUCCUUCAAUGCUAAACCUUAGAGAUGAUGAGGCCUUGGUGAUAAAUUUCCAAAACUGGUCUAGGUAUUUGUCCGAUGAGCAGAAGGGAAAUAGUGUUCAAGAUUCUUCCUUAAGAGAUGCUUUCCUUCGUACAGUAAAAGGUUUCAAUCCUUGUAUUGUAGUUGUUGUCGACGAAGAUUCUGAUUUAAGUGCACCAAGUCUCUCAUCUAGGAUCACUACUUGCUUCAAUUAUCUAUGGAUACCAUUCGAUGCUUUAGAAACUUUCUUGCCUAAAGAUAGUUGCCAAAGGAUCGAAUAUGAGUCCGAUAUUGGUCAUAAAAUCGAAAAUAUUAUCAGUUUUGAAGGGGUUCAAAGGAUAGAGAGGUUAGAAUCUGGGAUUAAAUUAGCACAAAGGAUGAAAAAUGCAGGGUUCUUAAGCGUUCCAUUCCGUGAAGACACAAUUGGUGAAGUUAGAUCCUUGCUAGAAGAACAUGCUGGUGGUUGGGGCAUGAAAAGGGAAGAAGAUCAUAUGUUGGUGCUCACAUGGAAGGGUCACAACUCAGUUUUUGCCACAGCUUGGGUCCCAAGUGGUUUACAGGACUAA
Molecule: messenger RNA, 1347 nt
Organism: Dovyalis caffra
Lineage: Eukaryota; Viridiplantae; Streptophyta; Magnoliopsida; Malpighiales; Salicaceae
Source: the annotation of a GenBank genome assembly